CCGUGAAAGUUAGUGGUUGGCCGGACCACUUACCCUGGAAACGCUCGCCCAUAUAGAAGUGCGUCGCGACGCGGCCGCCAGUUUCGUUCAGCUCCCAUCCCGAAAUCGCCUACACCUUCGCCAUGAAGUUUCUCUCUGUUUUAAUAUUAGCUGUAAUUAUAUCUAUUUACGCCACCGCUGAUGCGUUCGGUGAUCUUUUGGGACAAGAAAUACAAGAGCCAAUUAUCGCCCAUAUCCGCGAGAAGAGGCAAUCGGGUCACUUUCGUACAGUGAACCAAGCUCCACCACCUCAGAUACAGCAACUGAUACACGCUCAACAAUCCCGUCCACCGUUGGUGCCCGUUCCACCGCAACCAAUUCCAAAACUGGGUCCAUCUCAACCCAUCCAGCCUCAGCAAUUAUCACAGGCGCAGGUAUCUCAGUACAAACCGCAAGUGACAUUCGCCUCGGGUGUCCAGCAACCGGAUUACAAAUCGAUUCCAGUGAACAAGAAACCGAUUCUUCCUCAACAACCUCAGUAUCGUCCUCUUCCUCAACAACCUCAGUACCGCCCUGUUCCUCAGCAACCCCAAUACCAACCCCUUCCUCAGCCUAGUUACAAUGCAGCUCCACAAUACAACAGCAAACUGCCACCCCACAUCCAGCAAUUGCUGCAAUUUCAAAAUAGUUUGAGCAACACGAUUCCUGGAAAAGCGUAAUAGGAUUUUUGAGAAAAUUUUAAAAUUGUAUAUGUUCUUUGUUUUGUUUCGUACAAUCUUUUGUUAUUCGAGAUUCGUAUGAAAAAUUUGAUAAAGAGUGUAAAAUGGAAGAUUUGAGUGUCGUUUCUUGAUGAUUAUUGAAAGAUUAUUGAAAGGGAGAAUUUUUUUAACUUCUUCAAUUUUUAACGAGCACGGUGUGUUCAAUUGUAACGUUAGAAUUUGUAAAAUAAAAUUGAAGAUUCGAUGGUGAA
Apis mellifera (honey bee) is the source of this 949-nucleotide messenger RNA. Its product is annotated as DNA translocase FtsK-like. Lineage: Eukaryota; Metazoa; Arthropoda; Insecta; Hymenoptera; Apidae. The transcript has 3 exons. The record is from RefSeq and is a predicted model, not a curated record. The coding region runs from base 123 to 698 and encodes 191 amino acids.